AUGACCGUGAAUAAGGUAAGGAAAUAAGGCUUUUAAGGUUUUAAGGCAUAAGUUUUAGGCCGUAAGCUUGAGGAAGAGGGGGGGGGGGGAGGAAUUUUUUAGUGUCGUCAUAAGCAUUAUCCCUACUUCUACCCCUACCUCUACCCCUACCCUUACUCCUAUCUCUACUCCUACCCCUACCCUUACUCCUAUCUCUACUCCUAGUCUUACCUUACCAUUACUUUUAUACAGUACCUUACCGUAACUUUACUGCUCUUAUCAUGUAGCCUACAGUACCUUACCGUAACUUUACAGUGAGUAAAGUUACGCUACUACUCUUUCUUCUACACCUCCCCUAGCCCUACCCUACCCUAAACUCGAGCCCUCUACCUUCUACCCAUUACCCCUACUUCUACCUCGACCCCUAUACCCCUGCCUCACUUCCCUACUUCCUACCCCUAUAGCCUUAUCCCUCUAUUCCUGCCGUACCCCUCUGCAUCUACUCCUCUACUCUUACUUUUACUCCUCUAACUACCCGUCUCUUCGACCACUCUACUCCUACCCUUUAGCCUCCCCACUUCAAAAAUUUCAAAUUUAAAAUUAUUAAACCAAGACUGCCUUUUUUCAAUUUAAAAAAACUAAAAUUUCACUAUGGCCGCAUAAAUGAUGAUUACGAUUGUGAAUCAUAUUAAACUACUAUUAAUUGUAUUGGACAAUUAAUAGCCUAAAGCAUUCAUUUUGCACAUUUUUGACAGUUUUUGUUCUCUUUCUUUACAGUUUUUUUGGCUAAAAAUGGGGAAUUAUGUAAGUUUUAAAUCGUAAAACGGCUAUGUCAUAAAGGUUAGAGUAACAAAAUUUUACAUUUAGGUGAUAGAUUGGAACAUGCUUUGUAAGUACAUAGUAAACUCGGGCUAUUUUUUAAAGUUUGUUAGCAAUUUCUAACGUUUUUGGGCUAAAAAAGUUAACUUUAAGUGUGAUUUUAGAGGAUUUCCUAUAUUGUUUUAGCUUUUUCGGUCUUAAAACGGAAGUUAAACAAAGUUUCAUUUGCUAAAAUUUAUCCCAAGUCUAUCUUAAUCUAAGAUAAAAAGCUUAUUUUGGUAUGUAAAAAGCUUUUAGGCGCUAAUCAUAGCGAAAACUUGACCAAGGUCACUAAGAUUAUAUUAUCCAUGAUAAAAUUGCUCGCCCAAGACAAAAUAAAACAUUAAACGUAACAGGUUAAGCCUUUUUAAAUACCUAAAAGACUUGACAAUAGAGUAAUAUAACAUAUACAGAACUUGGAGAACUGUCUGGAGCACGAAGGACAAGUUAUGAGUACCACACAACAAGACUUGGACGAGUUCCGGGCCAGAAAAGUGGCUCUAAUCACUGGGAUCUCCGGCCAAGAUGGAUCAUAUCUAGCCGAAUUACUGCUCAGUAAAGGCUACAAGGUUCACGGUAUUAUCAGAAGAUCGUCCUCUUUUAAUACGGCUAGAAUCGAACAUUUGUAUUCGAAUCCUGUCACUCAUUCUGGUAAGACUUUAUACGGUUUUUGAGGGUAGGGUUCGGAACUUGGGGUUGGUAUAGGCUUGGUAACGGUGGAAUAGAGAUGAUGGUAGGGGUGAGUAGAAGAGAGUAUGAGGUUCAGAUUUAUUGUUAUGAAAAAGUUUUUCGAAAAAGAAAUUGGGUUAAAAAUCGACAGGGGGGACCAAGCUAAAAAUUUUGGAAAAUUUGAGGUAACUGUCGUAACUUUUGUUAUACUUUGAGAUUUUUAAAACCAUUUUAUCUAGUUGUUAAGUAGGGGUUAUGACACGGUUUUAUUAUAUAGAUUUUUUGAAUUUUCAAAAAACAUUCUUUUAGCGAAAAAAUGAUCAACAGGGGGGACCAAGCUGAAAAGUUUCAAAAAUUUUUAAAACUGUCGUAACUUUUUUAUACUUUGAGCUUCGUAAUAAUAUUUUAGCAUGGUGUUAAGUAAGUUUAUGACAUUGGUUUCACAUAUAAAAUUUUUGAUUAUGCAAAAAUAUUUUUUUUGUUGAAAAAAGAUCAACAGGGGGGGCCAAGCUGAAAAUUUCUAAAAAAUCUAAAAAAGCGUCAUAACUUUGUUUAUACUCUGAGAUUUGUAAAAAUGUUUUACAUUUGUUCAACCCUUCUAUGUUUCUUGUAUUAAAAUAAAAACUUUGCUACUUUUCAAACUUUUUCAAUAUUACCCGUGACAAUUUUUCUUCCAGGCUCAGCCUCCUUCUCUCUUCAUUAUGGUGACAUGACUGACUCAUCAUGUCUUAUCAAGCUGAUCACUCAAAUUCAGCCAACCGAAGUGUACCAUUUGGCAGCCCAAAGUCAUGUCAAAGUGUCAUUCGAUUUGCCAGAAUACACCGCUGAAGUCGACGCUGUAGGCACGUUGAGGUUGUUGGACGCGAUUCACGCUUGUGGAUUAACCAAAAAGGUUCGAUUUUAUCAAGCAUCGACUUCCGAAUUGUAUGGAAAAGUGCAAGAGAUUCCACAGAAGGAAACUACUCCGUUUUAUCCACGUUCUCCCUAUGGUAAUUGUUUUAUUUAUAAUAAUAUUGAUUUAGGGAUAGGUGAAAGUAGGAGAAAAUUUUUUUUUGUGAAAGUUAUGGACUUGUUAAGUUACAAAGCCGACUUGAGACGUUUCGGCGUCAUUUUAUUGAUUAAUCAGGUUUUCGUGGUGGGACUUAAAAGUGUAAAUACUCUUUAACCCGUAUUUUAAAAUAAUUUGCUUUUUGCUGUUUUAAAGGUUAUUAAAAGCUUAUUUACGAUAGACAUGAGCAACGGGCCGGGCCUGAGCAAAAUCAAAAACGGGCCGGGCCUAAAAGUUAGGCCCGGGCCCGAAAAAAAAUUUAAAAAAUUUUUUAAAAUUUUUAAUUUCAAUCCCCGUUUAUCUUUUUCGAUUUUAUUGGGUUCUAUGAUCCAUAAAUGGUCUAAAAAAACAAUUUAAAGCCAAUUUUCCGUUUAGUUUUUAAGUUUUAAAAUUUUUAAAAUUUUUUAAAACGGGCCGGGCUUGAAAAUUGGGCCCGGCCCGUUGCUCAUGUCUAAUUUACGAUUUUUUUAUUUUUUUGUUUGUUUUUGUGGUAGGACCAAAAAAAUAAAAAAAAUAAUUAACCUUUUCAGCCGUCGCCAAGCUCUAUUCAUACUGGAUCGUGAUCAACUAUCGAGAAGCAUAUGAUAUGUUUGCUGCCAAUGGAAUCCUCUUUAAUCACGAAAGCCCAAGACGAGGAGAGACCUUCGUAACCCGAAAAAUCACUCGAAGUGUGGCCAAAAUCUCUCUAGGCCAACAAGAAAUCUUGGAACUCGGCAACCUGAACUCAUUGAGGGAUUGGGGACACGCCAAAGAGUACGUCGAUGCUAUGUGGAGAAUUCUGCAGCAUGACAAGCCCGAAGACUUUGUUAUAGCGACUGGAAAACAGUACACUGUCAAACAGUUUGUGGAGUAUGCGUUCGCUGAGGUCGGCAAGGAAAUAGUGUAAGUUUGGCUUGAUUUGGGAGGUUUUACUAUAGUAUCAUGGGCUUAAACUAUGUAGGCGAAUGUGGCAAUUAAAUUUAAAACGGUUAGAAAAUGAUUGGGAUACUAGUUUAGGAGAUAUGAAUGAUGUUGGAGCUAUUUGCUAUGUCGUAGUAGGUGCAGUUAAUGAUUUUUUGAUUAUAACUUGGUUGUUUGUGAAUGUAGUAGCUUGAUAUUGUACAGAAUAGUAUUAAAACGGAUCGCAAAUAUAACACUGUAAAAUUCUGGUAUUGACUUUGUCUAUUGAAAUUGGUUUCAGAUUUUUGAUGUUGUAGUAAAUAUAGGUGAUGAUUUUUGCAUCAUAACUUUGUUGAAACUGAUUACAAUUGCUCUACAUUUUAUAGAGUAGUGUAAAAAGGCAUGGGGAAUCUAAUUAUGUUAGUAUGAGAUAAAAGUUUUUGGGGUUUAGUAUGUUUUUAUAGCGAUUUUUGAUAUUGUAGUCGGUAUUGAUGGAGAUUUUUUGGUCAUAACUUUUUUGAAUCUAAUUAUACUAGCUUUAUAUGUUUCAAAGUGGUGUAAAAAAUCUUGGGGAACUUAGGUUUAUUGGUUUGAGUUAGCAGCUUUUAGGUUUUAAUAUGAUUUUAUAGCAAUUUUUGAUAUUGUAGUAGGUCUUGAUGGGGGUUUUUGGGCAUAACUUUGUUAGAUGUGUUGCUAACAGCCUGAGAUUGCACAGAAUGUUCUAAAAAUGAGUUAUAAAAAUACUUUUGUACUAUAUUGUAUAUUUUUAAACUUCAAUUAUUGUGGAUAUUGUAGUAGAUACUGAACAUAAACAAAUAUAUUUUUAGAUGGGAAGGCGAAGGAGUUGAGGAGAUCGGCAAAGAAAAAGACACUGACAUAGUGAGAGUGAAGGUGAACCCUAAAUAUUAUCGACCGACCGAAGUAGAAAACCUGAUUGGUGAUGCGUCGAAGGCGGCCAAGAUUCUGGGUUGGGAGCCGAAGAUCACGGUGGAUGAGUUGGUCAAAGAGAUGGUUAGAGAGGAUGUGGCUUUGAUGAAGGCCAAUCCAAUGGCUUAG
Messenger RNA from Bursaphelenchus okinawaensis, 4489 nucleotides. Lineage: Eukaryota; Metazoa; Nematoda; Chromadorea; Rhabditida; Aphelenchoididae. The record is from the annotation of a GenBank genome assembly.